Molecule: messenger RNA, 2415 nt
Organism: Chlorella variabilis
Lineage: Eukaryota; Viridiplantae; Chlorophyta; Trebouxiophyceae; Chlorellales; Chlorellaceae
Exons: 14
Coding region: 1-2415 (804 amino acids)
Biological process (GO): nucleotide transport
Cellular component (GO): membrane
Molecular function (GO): ATP:ADP antiporter activity
Source: RefSeq, a predicted model, not a curated record
AUGGCGAGCAGCGGCAGCGAGGCCGAGGCCGAGCCGGGCACGAGCGGCAGCGGCACGCGGCGGCGGCUCGGAGCGGCAGGCGAGGACCUGGGGCCUGCGGGGCCCCUGCAGCGCGUGCUGCAGCUGCCGCUGGAGGCCGCGGCCUCGCUGAGCAAGGAGGAUGCUCACUACCUGGAGAAGCGGGGGCGCAGGCGGUGGUGGCGCAGCGCGCAGUUCCCUAGGGUUCCGGCAGAGUCGGAGGAAGAUGGGCGGCCCGAGCUGCAGCGGAGCGUGUUCUACGCCGCCCUGUCCCCGCUGCUCGCAUUCUACGUGCUCUUCACCGCCCUGCUCUACCCCAUGCACGCCUCGCUGCACCUCAACGGCUUCUACGCCGCCACCGCCGCCGUGGUGCCCGCCGGCCUGCACGGCCUGCUCAAGGUCAUUGAGUACUGGACCUUCUCGCUCUUCUACUGCGCCAGCGAGCUCUGGGGAUCCGUCGUCAUCUCCGUCCUCUUCUGGUCUCUGGCCAACGAGGUGUGCACCAUCGCAGAGGCAAAGACUGUAUACCCUCUGAUGGGCAUUGCCGCCAACGUGGCGCUGGUGCUGGCGGGCAGCUGGGUCAAGUGGGUGAACGCCAACCUUGUGCCGCUGGCGGGCGGCAGCACGCAGGCAAGCCAUCAGCUGCCUGGGGCCAUGCUCAACUACCUGGUGGGCGGCAUCGUGUGCCUGACGGGGGUCAUGAUGGCGGCCAAGUUUGCGCUGGACAACUGGUGUGUGGGUGACUAUUGCGCCAUUGAUGCCGACGGCACCAAGCCAACCGCCAAGAAGAAGAAGAAGAAGGGGAGCCUGGGGGAGAGCUUCGCCGUCAUCCGCAGCAGCCCAAAGAUCCUCAACCUAGCGCUGCUGGUUGUGUCCUACGGCGUCAGCCACCGCCUGUUUGAGUUUGCGUGGAAGGGACAGCUGCGCGCGCUCUACCCCACGCCCGCAGCCUACCAGGCACGCGCCGCUGCCGCCCGCCGCCACCUGCCGCGUGCCGCCUCGUGUCGUGUCGCAGCCGCGCGGGAUGCUUCGGUGCUGGCUGACGUGUCCAUCGCCACCGGAUACUGCACCAUUGCCCUCAUGCUGAUGGGCAAGUUUGUGUUCCAGUACCUGGGCUGGAUUGCGGCCGCCUCGGCCACCCCCUCCAUCAUGCUGCUGGCCGGCGCCGGCUUCUUCGGCCUGUCGCUGGCAGCCAACCAGGGUGUCAGCGUGAUGGGCAUGGACCCAACAGCCAUGGCGGUGGCGGGGGUGGCGGCAGGCGCCAUCACUCAGGUGCGCCUGCUGGCGGGAGACAGCCAUGCCUGCGGUGUCCUGGGCACGCAGCUCAAGGAGUAUGAGCAGGAGAAGGCCAGCAAGGAAGCUGCGGCUGCGGCAGCAGCCCCGGCCCCCGAGGGCCAGAGGGCGCCGUCAACGGCGCCAGAGGGCGGGCUCAACGGCAGCGCGGCCGGCAGCGAGGCCGACGCCUCCCCCGCCAUCACCCCACAGGCCGCCGCGUUCCCCAGCGCCAGGCGGCUUGCAGAGCCUCGGGGGAGCCUGCCAGGGGGGAGGAAACCCGCAGCACAGGCCAAUACGGCCGCAGCGGCAGCCACGCCAGGCGGGCAGGCGGUCGCCCUGUUCACCGCUGAGGAAGGGUGGCAGCUGGCGGCGCCGCCUCGCGAGGGCACCGUCUUCUACACCCACUGCCUGUGCCCGUAUGCGGAGCGCGUGUGGAUCGCGCUGCUGGAGAAGGGCCUGCCUCACCGCCUGGUGCACAUCGACCUGUCCCGCAAGCCCGCCUGGUACCGCAGCGUCAACCCGCGCGGCCUGGUGCCUGCCCUGCAGCUCGACGGCAGCGUGGUGGUGGAGUCUGCAGACAUCUGCCGCCACGUGGAUGCCCAGGCGGCAGGCCCCAGCCUGACGCCCCAGGACCCACCCCUGCAGCGACAGAUGGAGGCGCUGCUGCGGGGCCCCUGCAGUGGCGCUGUGUCGGUGGGGCUGGACCUGAUGGCAGGCGCCACGGCGCGGCACUGGGGCAUCGGCAGCGGGCAGACGGCGGCGCAGCGGGCGGCGUUUGAGGUGCAGCUGGCCGGGCUGGAUGCGGCGCUGCGGCAGCACGGCGGCCCCUUCCUGCUGGGGCCCCAGCCCAGCCUGGCAGACAUCAUGGUGUAUCCCUUCCUCAAGCGCUAUGCAGUGGCCCAGCCCUUGACCGGCUAUGACGUGGGCGCGGCGCUGGGUGGCAGCGUCGGGCGCUGGCUGGCGGCCAUGGGCGCGCGCCCUUCCUGCCGCACCACCUCCGCUGAUGACGCCCUGCUGCUGCAGGCCUACCAGCAGCACCGCAGCCUCGACUUUUUCGACCUUGAAACCUACUCCUGCUGCCAGCUGCACCCCCACAACGCUACGCACCUGCUGCACCACUAG